AUGGUUGCUGGCUUCAAGGGGACAGCCCUCAAGGGGAGAAACCUCAACUGGGUGAUCACGGCCACGGCGGGCGCUGGGUUCCUCUUGUUCGGCUACGAUCAGGGCGUCAUGUCGGGCCUGUUGACUGGCGAUGCCUUCACAGGCACCUUUCCCGAGAUCGACACGACAGGCAGCGGUCACGGCAGCUCUUCUCUCCAGGGGACCGUCGUGGCCAUCUACGAGAUCGGCUGCUUCUUCGGGGCCAUCUUCUGUCUGCUCAUGGGCGAGCGUCUGGGUCGUCGCCGGUGCAUCAUGUCUGGGUGCGUCGUCCUGAGUGUAGGCGCCAUCCUCCAGGCUACAGCGUAUGGCAUCCCGCAACUCAUCGUUGGCCGCAUCGUCGCCGGCCUCGGCAACGGCAUGAAUACGAGCACGAUCCCCGUGUGGCAUUCCGAGCUCAUGAAGGCCAAGGCCCGUGGCAGGGGGCUCGCCAUCGAGCUAGCAAUCAACAUCUUCGGCGUCAUGCUGGCCUACUGGGUAGACUACGGCAUGUCGUACGUCGACGGUCACUCGCAGUUCCGCUUCCCUCUGGCCCUACAGGUCCUCUUUGCCACCCUCACCUUUACUGGCGUCGUGUUCCUCCCGGAAUCGCCCAGAUGGCUGGUCGCCCACGACCGCCACGACGAAGCCCGUCGUAUCAUGUGGGCUGUGCGGUGCGACGAGGGGCUCACGGGCGAGGACGAUCCCGGACUGAUCCAGAGCCUCGGAGAGAUUCAGGAUGCCAUCCGCGAGGAGCGCGAGGCCGCCGAGACGACCAGCUUCAAGGCCAUGCUGAGAGAUGGCCCCCAGAGGUUCCGCUACCGCACCCUGCUGGGGAUCGGUGGGCAGUUUAUGCAGCAAAUCUCCGGCAUCAACCUCAUCACCUAUUAUGCCCCUGUCAUCUUCCAACAAUCUGUUGGCAUGUCGCACAGCCUGUCGCUGCUCAUCGCAGGCUUCAACGGCGUUGCCUACUUCUUCUCUUCGCUCACACCUAUCUGGAUCAUCGACCGAAUGGGCCGGCGCAAGCUCAUGCUUUUUGCUGCUGCCGGUCAGUGCUUCUGCAUGGCUAUCCUCGCCGGUACCGUCUACGACGGCUCCAAGGCUUCCGGUGUCGUCGCCACCGUCAUGCUCUUCCUCUUCAACUUCUUCUUCGCCGUCGGUCUCUUGGCCAUCCCUUGGCUUCUGCCCGCCGAGUAUGCCCCGUUGGCCAUACGCACGCGUGCUGCCGCCCUCGCUACGGCCUCGAACUGGAUCUUCACAUUCCUCGUUGUCGAGAUCACACCCGUCUCUAUCGGCAACAUCGGAUACCGCACGUACAUUUACUUCUCAAUAUUCAACUUUCUGUUCCUCCCCCUCAUCUAUUUCUUCUACCCCGAGACCCAGCGGCUCUCCCUUGAGCAGAUUGACAAGCUGUUUGAAAGAGGAAAGGUCAUGCUUCGCUGGGACCCUUCAAUGGGCGUUCCAGGGGAGGCUCCUGAGAGGACGGGUCUCGAGAAGUCGGGGAUGAUGGGCCACAUCGAGCGGAGCACUGACCAGAGGGAUAGUUAG
Geosmithia morbida is the source of this 1563-nucleotide messenger RNA. Its product is annotated as Sugar (and other) transporter. Gene Ontology annotation, cellular component: membrane. Gene Ontology annotation, biological process: carbohydrate transport; transmembrane transport. The record is from RefSeq and is a predicted model, not a curated record. The coding region runs from base 1 to 1563 and encodes 520 amino acids. Gene Ontology annotation, molecular function: carbohydrate:proton symporter activity. The transcript is spliced from 4 exons. NCBI's taxonomy places the organism in Eukaryota, Fungi, Ascomycota, Sordariomycetes, Hypocreales, Bionectriaceae.